GUCAGACUACCACCAAAACCCCUCUAUCACUCUCCCUUCCAGUGAUGGACAGGAGAGAGAAAACAUAACAAAGGGUUCAUGGGUUGAAAUAAGGACCAGGAGAGAUCACUCACCAGUAUUAUCAUGGGCAAAACAUGCUUGAAUAAGAGAUAUUAACUGAAUUUAUUGCUAAUGAAAUCAGAGCAGGAUCAUGAGAAGUAAAAUAAGACCUCACGAAACACCUUCCCCCACACCCCUCUCUCCUUCCUAGCUCUACCUCCUCCACAGCCUGGGACCAAACUUUCCAAGACAUUAAGGCAGUUUUGUUACAUCAUGUUUCCAUAUUCUGUCAGUGUUGACUUUGACCAACAUCUUGGUUGCCACCUAGACAAAAUGUGUGUGCAGUGUGGGUGAGAGAGGUGUAGGUGUUAAAUUAAAUUCUGAAAUGCACUAGUGUGGACUUCAUUAGUAGUGCAGCAGCUCUAUGGCCUCCAACAGCUGUCCUGUGCCCAGUGCUCAGGGAGUGGAGGUCAGGGAUUCUCAAACACGCAUGUGAUACACAGUACGUGACAUAUUCCCUGUCAAUGAGGAAUGCAGGACAAGCCCUGCAGAUGAAUGGCAGAUCAGGAGCAUGCCCUCAGUGAAAUUGCUACUUGUCAGUGCACUUCAGGUAAGGCUGUGGAAGAGGUCUCUUCUCUAAACCAAACCCUUCAGCCGGUGCCCAUCUCAAUAGAAAUGGAUAAUGUAGGGAUUCUGUCUCUCAAAAAAUUAAUUGGGAAAUAAAGAAGACUACUGUAUUUUGUUCCUAAAUCUGGAAACAUGUUUAAGAUAGUGCUUGCAGAGAAGGACAGCGGGACUGGGGGAGUUAGGGAACCUGGGCUGCUUUCCCAGCAUUGCGUUGUUAAUUAUAAUAAGGUUGUUGUAAAUUAUAGCAAGUCCCCAGGGACAUUUUUCAGUUCUGACUUGUCUUUCAAGUAAAGGUCAUAGUCUCACACUUUCCACCAGAAGACUAGAUUAUACAGGGUCCCUGUUCCUGGAGAGCAGUGGUUACACUACACCAUUUAUCCCAGUGCUGAGUUCUUGGACGUUGGAUAGGUUUCUUUGGUACACUCACAUCACCCUUAGCUGCAAUGUUCCUGCCUGUAGAGACUUUGCACAUUGCAGGCUGUUCCAAAUCACACCUUUCUGAAUGGGUGUGAAGGCACAGCCUUGAAUGGCACAAGACCUUAAGGUCAUCAGCAAAACAAUCUAAUUCCGUACCUCUUAUCCAGAAGCACAGGGACAUCUGGGAGCCUGACUGCUAGUUCUCUUGUUCUCUGAUUUGCACCAUCUCUGAAUGGCAGCAGACUGGCUCUUCACAGGCCUGUGUCAGCAGUCCAGUGCAUCUCACUUCAUUGCCCCUCUGUGAGGGCACGCCACUGAGUGACAAGCCCUUGGCAUAAUUAUUCUCCCUUCUGAGAUCUGGUGAGAUGGUUCAGUCUUGUGCUGGAGACCCAGAGUAUUUAUGUUUAUGGGGGCUGCUCUUUUCUCUUAGACUGUCUUUCACCUCUCCCAGCCUUCCUCCCAAUUCUUUGACCCCAAGCAGUGCCAAGGCUCAUCACUACAAGCACCCAGCAUGGGCUCUAGGGAACAGGGAGGCCAGUGCUGUGACACACCCAUGUCUUAGCUGCAUGCACUACUGCUUCAGAUACAGAUCCACUUCCUCGAGAGAAAAAAAAAAGAGCAGUGUUUUAGAGCCUAGAUCCAGGGCCUGCAUGGGGUCCAUGCACUCUGGAGCUGUUUUCAUCUCCAUGCUCAAGUGGAAGAAGGAAGACCUUGGCCUAAGAGUAUGCUCUGGGGGCAGGUACUGAGAAUAGAUGGAAUGCUUGCAAGUCUUUGUAGCUAUCAUUAACGAUUUCAGCUUCACCACGAUGCUCUGCAGUACUGGUGUGAGAACUGUGACCCAUUGAGCCCCAAGAGGAGUCCUUGAGCCAGCCAUGGUCUGUGCCUGGUCUCUGAUGCUCACUGCACAGGCACCUUUGGUAGCCAAGGACAAGCACUGGCAGCCCAUGGUUGUUUUGAUCCUACCAUCAGGAACGGAGUCCUACUUGGCACAGCCCUGCAGCAAGGACCUUGUUCCAGCGCAGGCUUUGCUCCUUGGGCUGUAACGAGAGCCCAAGCCGGAGCAAAGGGCUGAACGAGCGCUCAGCGAUGGCCGAGAACUCAGCUGUGACUGCAGCAGUGUCAGGGAGAGCAGCACCAACCAAGCUAGAGGAGCUGCUGGAGAUCACCGCUCAGAGCCUGGUGCGCGCCGAGGUGGCUGAGCACUACGAGGUUAUCCGGGAGUUGGGCAGGGGCAAGUAUGGCCAUGUGAUGCUAGUGACCCACAGGCAGAGAGGGACUCCUAUGGCUCUCAAGCUGCUACCCAAAGCCAGUACCAAGCUGCACACCUUCCUGUAUGAGUACUGUGUAGCACUGUCCCUCGCCACCCACCCUGCCAUCAUUGGGAUGUUUGGAAUUGCCAUUGAGUCCAGCCAGUACUAUGGUUUCCUCUAUGAGCCUGCACUGCACAAAGACCUCAUCUCUAUCAUCAAACCCCGCGAUGGGAUCCCUGAGCCAGCCGCAAAGCAGUGUGCCAGGCAGCUGGUGAGCGCGCUGGAGUUCAUCCACAGCCGGGGCCUGGUGUACCGCGACAUCAAGCCCGAGAACGUGCUGCUGUUCGACCCCGACUGCCGCCUCGUCAAACUCACGGACUUCGGGCUCACGCGGCCUAAGGGCACCAAGCUCAAGCUGGUGGCCGGGGUGAUCCCCUACACCGCCCCCGAGCUGAGCAGCACCGCUGAUGCGCAGGGGGUCCCCAUCGACGCCAGCAUGGAUGCCUGGGCCUUCGGAGUGCUGCUCUUCUGCCUGCUGACCGGCUACUUCCCCUGGGAGCAAAGCCUGCCAGAGGACCCUUUCUUUGAGGACUUCAUGCAGUGGCAGGAGACAGGCCUGGAGAAGGACGUGCCCCGGCACUGGAAGCGCCUGACAGCUGAGGCUGCCGGGAUGCUGCGGAGCCUGCUGGCUCUCGAUCCCGCCAAGCGUGGCCCCGUCAGCGGUGUGCUGCGCUAUGUCGACUGCCCUUGGCGGCUGGAGGAUGCUCGUGGAGAGGAGGCUGCUGUGAAGUCCUAGAGCCUGCUCCCCACGGCAGGAGGGAAGGAGGGUCUCGGCCUGCAAGGGGCUUCAGGGUUUGGGCACCGUGGUGGCUUGGGCAUGAGAGGCCAUGGUGACCCAGAGAGCAGCUUCUCUGCAGCACUGUCCCUGCUGCCACAGUCAGGCUCCUUCCCCAGCUGAUGGUCCUCACCCCAUGGCUCAGUGCUGCCCAGUGCCACCUCCUCAUGGCUUGAAAACGUCUUCCUGUUGGAAAUGACUGUGUGUGAAGCAUCCACUUGUUUCCUAGCCGCAGGGAGUUAUUUAGGCUGCAGCACAUGCUGUGUCUCAAAAUAGAGCAAAAUAUGUACUUUUGUUUUCCUGUAUGUGGCUCAUUUUCUCUCAUAAUAAAUGCCUGUCGGGACCCACUGUUGGUUGGAAAGCAGGGAGCAAGUCAGAACUUGCAGCUAUCUCAGGAUAAGCUGUCCCAGGCAGGGGCCAUCCCUGACUGCUGCCUGUGCCUGCAGCAGGAUCCCUGGAGGGUGGCUUCAGGCUGCUGGGAUGGAGGGGCUGGGCACACCUCAGCACAUGGCUGUGGAUGAUGGCUGGGGAAGGGUUGUGGUGUUGAGGUUAUCUCAUGCCAGCCCAAACACAUCUCUUCCUUUGUGUUGCCUUCAGGUCCUAAGACAAUGUCCUUCAUGCUCUUUUAGAUGCCUGGUUACCCCUCGAGAUCUUCCUUCUUCCCUUUCCUAUAAUUUUUUAACCCUUCCCUAGACAUACACCUUUCCUAAUGCCCCAUAUCCUCCUAGGUGCACAUUUUAGUCCUGAAAAGGGAAAGAGGGAAUUAAGGGUUAGUAGCCCUUUUUACUUUUCUGCCUCUUUUCAGUCCCCAGGAUUUUGCUCUUAGUAAACAGCAUUUAACCUGCACUUAACCUGGUCUUUGGCUGGAAAUAGUCACAGCUCAUUUUCCACUCUCAGGGGCUUCAUAACUUCUAAAAAUGGAGUGUCCCAGCACUAUACUUUCUAGCAUUUCAGCUUUUUUUUCAUGUCAGACCCUUUCCUGUACACACUCUUUCUUCUAUGCUUCCCCACCCUCCAGUUCUUUUUUCCCAGCUUCUUUUCACCCACUGGCAUUACUUAACUUUUCUACUAACACUACACAUCACCUUUUUCUCACUCUUCUCAGCAACAUCACCUCUGUACUACUAUUUUGUGCUGUUUUCCUGCUCCCUACACCACUUAUGCCUUGGAUCUUCCUUCCAACUCCCCAACCUACCUCAGCAAACAGCACUAUGUUCACACUGUCCAAUACACAGUUUUCUUGUGCUUACUUCCAUCUCUUAGACUCUUUCAUUACUUGAAAUCAUAAUAAAUGCUGCUUAACUCCA
Molecule: messenger RNA, 4475 nt
Organism: Catharus ustulatus (Swainson's thrush)
Lineage: Eukaryota; Metazoa; Chordata; Aves; Passeriformes; Turdidae
Product: serine/threonine-protein kinase SBK2-like
Exons: 4
Coding region: 2170-3129 (319 amino acids)
Biological process (GO): peptidyl-threonine phosphorylation; peptidyl-serine phosphorylation
Molecular function (GO): protein serine/threonine kinase activity; ATP binding
Source: RefSeq, a predicted model, not a curated record